Hippocampus zosterae (dwarf seahorse) is the source of this 2512-nucleotide messenger RNA. Its product is annotated as pyridoxal kinase-like. Gene Ontology annotation, biological process: pyridoxal 5'-phosphate salvage. The coding region runs from base 346 to 1269 and encodes 307 amino acids. The transcript has 11 exons. Gene Ontology annotation, cellular component: cytosol. The record is from RefSeq and is a predicted model, not a curated record. Gene Ontology annotation, molecular function: pyridoxal kinase activity. NCBI's taxonomy places the organism in Eukaryota, Metazoa, Chordata, Actinopteri, Syngnathiformes, Syngnathidae.
CAGCGACACCAACAGCAUUGGCAAUCGCACUGCGUCAUUUUGAGUGCUUUUAAGUGGCUUCGCGUGAACGGGAGAUUUCCCGCACGGACUCUUAUCAACGGUUGAAUCAGUGACACGUCUCCGCGAGAACUGGGGUUCGUUCGUAUACGUCCACGCGCACGCUCGCGCCCUCAGACGUGCGCGUGACACACCUUCGGUUAGCCGUCGGGCUAACAUUAAGCUAAAUUUCCGGUGGGCGCGCGCCGGGCUCGGGCUGUGUGUGACUUCGGUGUUAUGCGGUGAGGCGAGCGAACGAGCGAGAGUCCGACCGCGACUGUCCCCCUCGGCCGACCAUCGGGAGCCGCCAUGGAGUGCCGCGUCCUGUCCAUCCAGAGCCACGUCGUCCGAGGAUAUGUGGGCAACAAGAGCGCCUCUUUCCCGCUGCAGGUUUUGGGCUUCGAGGUGGACUCCAUCAACUCGGUGCAGUUCUCCAACCAUACAGGCUAUUCGCACUGGAAGGGCCAAGUUUUGACAGCGGACGAACUGCACGUUCUCUACGAAGGCAUCAAGCUCAACAACGUGCACCAGUACGAUUACGUUCUGACAGGCUACACCAGGGACACGUCCUUCCUGGAGAUGGUGGUGGAUAUCGUUCAGGAGCUCAAGAGAGCCAAUCCAAAUUUGGUGUACGUGUGCGACCCGGUGCUGGGUGACCACGGCUCCAUGUACGUCCCUCAGAACCUCUAUCCGGUGUACAAGAACAAGGUGGUUCCCGUCGCUGACAUCAUCACUCCCAACCAGUUUGAGGCAGAACUGUUAACGGGGAAGAACAUCAGCACAGAGAAGGAUGCCGUGGAGGUGAUGGACCUGCUGCACGCCAUGGGCCCGGACACGGUGGUCAUCACCUCCUCCGACCUGCCCUCCAGACUGGGCGAUCGCUUCCUGGUGUCGCUGGGCAGCCAGCGUCACGUUCGCCCCGACGGCAGCAGGACAACGCAGAGGGUGAGAAUCGAAGUUCCCAAAGUGGACGCCGUCUUUGUGGGGACGGGCGACUUGUUUGCCGCUAUGCUGCUGGCGUGGACCCACCACUACCCGAAUGACCUCAAGACGGCUUGUGAGAAAACGUUUUCGGUGAUGCAUCACGUCAUCCAGAGGACCAUAUCGUAUGCUCACGAACUGGCAGGUCCCGGUCGGAGGCCCAGCCCCCCCCAGCUGGAGCUGCGGAUGGUCCAGAGCAAAGCGGACAUCGAAGACCCCGCCAUCGUGACGGAGGCCACCGUCAUAUCAUAACGACCGCCACAGCCACAGCGUGCCGGCACUCUCAAGGUCAUUUUGUAACUCAUCAACCCCCUUUUGGUCCUCGGACCCUUUGUAGUCCUUCUAGCUCCCCCCCCCGACACAAGCCAUUAGCCCCCCCGCGCUGAGCCGCGGAUCGACAGGAGUGGCGACCGUUCAAAAACAGGACGUGUGACGCAACACCCCCCCACCCCCCUGCGUGCUCCGAAAUUGUGUCUCUGCGGCUCCACGUCCACUUCCGCGCAUUUUUUAGCAGUGAUGUGAUGGUGAUCAAUCAGCCCGCCCCACAGAAAAUACUACGAGGAGGGGGGGGGGGGAGAAAAAAAAAUGCACAAUGUAUAGUUGAUGUAUAGAUGUUGUACUCUAACUGUAUCGGAGCGUCUGUAUGAUCGUGUCUCGUUGACCGUUGUGUGCUACUCGGCUACACGCGCGCUAUGUGAAUGAACUUCUCAAAGACAUCAGUACUUGUAUUCAAAUAUUUGAAUAGUACCUCCAUUUUGAAGUGGGCGGUACACGCAUAUCGAUUUGUCACAUCUGGGCUGAUUUUUGGAACCUAAGGGACCACACAAGCGUGUCCUUCCUUGCUCUCCUUCGUGUGCCGUCCCCUCGAGAUAAGCAGCGAGCACCAACGGCAACGCGAUAAGCCGAGCGGUCAUCGUGAGUCUCUUCCCCCCCCCCCGAUCCUGAUGUGUGUUUCCAAGCCAUUCGGGGAGGGGGGAAAAAAAAAAUCAUCCCAUCUUGCAAUAAUGUCCUAAUUAUCUAUCUGGAGCUCCUCUUCACAUCCCUUCGCUUCCGCGUCAGCUUCAUCGCGCUUGCUUGUCACUCUUUUUGACUCCAGUGUCUUAGCUUCCUGCCAGCCAAGCGGGCGGCCAUGUUGAUCGGUCCAAAUGUCCACCUGUCGUGUCUUUUGCGUGCGUGUAUUUCUAUUCACGAAUGGUCACAGGGUCACGCGCGUGUGUGUGUGUGCGGGAGAUGAGAAGGCCGUCAAAACGCGAGAAAUAAAUGUGGCCAAAUAAGAACAAAGGUGGAGGCUCCUUCAAAUUGAUUUGAUGGAAAUACAAGAAGCAAAAAAUUAAAAAAAAAAAAGUAAAACUAGUUUUGAAUGUCAUCAUCGUCUACUUUUUCUAGAAUUGACGUGGGGGGAAAAAAGAUCUACAAUUAGAUUUUUGUGAGAAAAAAACCCCCAAAGGAUUUUAAGGACUUGGAUGACGGAGAAUCAUCAUUGAUGUCCCGAGAA